GCCAGCAAGAGUCUUUGCUGAACUAAGAAGACGUUAUUGGAUUCUACGGGGAAGGGAGUCUAUUAAGAAACAUCAAUACACAUGCAUUGACUGUCAAAAAUGGCGUGCCAAGCCUAACAUUCCGAAAAUGGCCGACCUUCCACCAGCACGCUUACGUCUGUACAAGCCCCCCUUCUAUUCCACUGGAAUGGAUUGCUUUGGUCCAUUCACGGUGAAGAUUGGCCGAAGAACUGAGAAAAGAUGGGGAAUAGUGUUUAAAUGUCUGACAACCCGUUGUCUACAUCUUGAUCUGUUAGAAAGCAUUGACACAGAUGCAUUCCUAAUGUCUCUUAGAAGAUUCAUAGCUCGAAGAGGGAAACCAUUCGAGCUUCUUUCUGAUAAUGGUACCAAUUUUGUUGGAGGAGACACUGAGAUGAGAACAGCCUAUGAAGCCAUGACGCCUGAUCUGAAGCAACAACUUGCUGAACAACAGAUUUCAUUCAGAUUCAAUCCACCUAGUGCCCCUCAUUUUGGGGGAGCAUGGGAACGGGAAGUGAAGUCAGUAAAACAGGCCCUAAAAGUAGUAUUAAAGGACCAAACGGUGACUGAGACUGUACUCCGUACCAUUCUCACUGAGGCAGAGGGCAUCUUGAAUACUAAACCAUUGGGAUACACAUCCUCAGAUGUGGCAGAUCCUGACCCUAUUACACCUAACAUCCUGCUAAUGGGUCGUCAUGAUUCAUCACUUCCACAAGUACUCUAUGAUUCAAGUAAUCUUUUGGGAACUAGAUGGAGGAAACAUAGUCAAGUACUUGCUGACCAUUUCUGGGCUAGGUUUAUCCGUUAUUACCUCCCGAAUCUGCAAGAAAGACAAAAGUGGCGUAAAGAGGGAGGAGAAAUUAGUCUGGACCAAGUGGUACUGAUAGUGGAUCCACAACUGCCACGAGCAUGUUGGCCAGUAGGAAGAGUGACCAAAACUUUCCCUGGACUUGAUGGACGUAUCAGAACAGUUGAAGUUCAGGUACACAAUCGCACUUAUGUAAGACCUGUAUCCCGUAUAGUAUCACUCCCUAAACUCAAUGAAGAUGACACUAUUGCCCCUACCAUUUAGGAUUUCUCACUAAUACAAAUGUUCUUAUACACAUUUGGGGGCGGCUGUGUGAGAAAGCCCUAACCACGCCCCCUUGCGUAUUACGUCAUGCACGCAUUGGAGACAUGUUCAGACAUGCAGACUCGGCAACUGAGAGUGAAAGGAGGCUAACGGGAUGGUUUAUGCAUAUUUGUAUAUGUUUUUCCCGUGUGUACUUGAUUACGGACCAUGUGUGAAUAAACAUAUACAGAUCUUCAUUUGAUUCAAAGGCUGACCUAUGCCUCAUUAUUCCGUUUCUCUAACCGGAAACAUCCACAUCCAUCUUGAGUGCAUUUUCACAUGAACCCACUGAGCGUCCUAAACGCUCGUAUACUGACCCAUGGGGUACUAUGCAAUGAAAAAGCACCGUUAGAGAUGUGCUGCCUGAGCAUAGUUAUCUGGUCUUAAUGUCUGAGGGAAAUAUUCCCGUGACAGGAAGUCUACUAGUCAUCGUAGUCGUAAGUUUGAUUCCGACAUUGGUGGGGACAAAAAUAAAAAAUGGGUCAUUACCAAAGGUUGCUUUUGACUUUUUUAUUCUUCGUUAUUCUGACGGAUAUGGUUGGAAAAUUCCACCAUAGUCAAAUAUUAUCUGUGAUUUCAUAUUUAAAUUAUACUAAUUAAUAUUUUUUGUUUACAUGUUAAUUUUUAAUCAUGAACUUGAACCAGAUGAGCAUAGUUAAAAUGUGUAUUUAUUUGUGAAGAGAACAGAUGAACAGAGACCAUAGAUAACUUUAGGCUACAUGUUAAAGAUCACAUCAAGUAGAU
Paramisgurnus dabryanus is the source of this 1873-nucleotide messenger RNA. The record is from RefSeq and is a predicted model, not a curated record. NCBI's taxonomy places the organism in Eukaryota, Metazoa, Chordata, Actinopteri, Cypriniformes, Cobitidae.